Molecule: messenger RNA, 2626 nt
Organism: Pistacia vera
Lineage: Eukaryota; Viridiplantae; Streptophyta; Magnoliopsida; Sapindales; Anacardiaceae
Product: casein kinase 1-like protein HD16
Exons: 16
Coding region: 288-2435 (715 amino acids)
Biological process (GO): endocytosis; peptidyl-serine phosphorylation; signal transduction
Cellular component (GO): nucleus; cytoplasm
Molecular function (GO): ATP binding; protein serine/threonine kinase activity
Source: RefSeq, a predicted model, not a curated record
AAGGCACCAACAAUUCUCAAAUCUCUCUCUCUCUCUCUAUAAAACUUUCUCUCUCUUCGAUUAUCGAAACCCAAACCAUCGAAACCCUAACCCUAGUCCCCAAAUCUCACACAAUAUUCACUCGGAAAACGCCGAUUCAGCUGCCGUUUCGCUUGACGAUCGGAGAGGAAGUCAUCCGAGCGAGUUGUGUUCGUUUGAAGCCAUGAACAAGGUUUUGAUAGAGCUUAUAUUAUGAUGAUAAGACGUCUAGGGUUCUGUUUUAAUUGCAUGGGGAUUGACUUUGAGCAAUGCCUGAGCUUCGUAAAGGGGUACGCCAAGGCCGAGCUGGUACUUUAGCUGCUGCUCCUGCUGCUGCUGCCGGUACUGCGACCAACCCUAUCGUCAGGCGGAACCGCGUGAAGUCACGUGCUGCGGUCGCGAGGGAGGCGGCGGCGGCUCAGAGGGAGAGGCCGAGGACGAGAUUAGCUGCGAAGAGAUUGAAGCAGCAGGAACAUCAUCAAGAAGAGAAGGAGAACCAGCAACAACUGGUGAUUGUGAUAUCGGAGAAGGAUAAUAGUGAAUUGGAGAGAAAGGAAGAAAAAGGCAAAAAAGGAAUCAAUAAUAAUAAUAACAACAACAAAAAGAUGGGUGAUGAUAGUGGUGGGUUGAGCGCUAAUAAGGCUGUUGGCCAGGAAGAGGAGGGCAGUACGGCGCCGUUUCCUGAGAGGGUUCAAGUAGGAGGGUCACCUGUAUAUAAGAUCGAGCGGAAGUUAGGUAAAGGUGGAUUUGGUCAGGUCUUUGUUGGUCGUCGUGUUCAUGGUGGAACUGAUCGCACGUCAGGUCCUGGGGCCAUGGAGGUAGCUCUGAAAUUUGAGCACAGAAACAGCAAAGGCUGUAACUAUGGCCCACCAUAUGAAUGGCAAGUUUACAACACUCUUGGAGGUAGUCAUGGAGUGCCAAGAGUACACUACAAAGGAAGGCAAGGAGACUAUUAUGUAAUGGUUAUGGACAUGUUAGGGCCUAGCUUAUGGGAUGUGUGGAAUAAUUCAGGGCAGGCUAUGAGCUCUGAAAUGGUAGCUUGUAUUGCGGUUGAAGCUUUGUCAAUCCUGGAAAAGAUGCACUCCCGAGGUUACGUGCAUGGAGAUGUAAAGCCAGAGAACUUUUUACUUGGUCAGCCUGCUACAGCACAAGAGAAAAAGUUAUUUCUUGUUGACCUUGGAUUAGCAACAAAAUGGAGAGACAGUGGUAGUGGGCAUCACGUUGAAUAUGAUCAGCGUCCUGAUAUGUUUAGAGGAACUGUUCGAUAUGCCAGUGUUCAUGCCCACUUGGGAAGAACUGCCAGUAGAAGAGAUGAUCUUGAAUCUCUUGCAUAUACUCUCAUCUUCUUACACCGAGGCAGAUUACCCUGGCAAGGCUAUCAGGGUGAUAAUAAAUCCUUCCUAGUUUGCAAAAAGAAGAUGGCAACCUCCCCAGAAAUGCUCUGCUGCUUCUGCCCCCCACCUCUUAAGCAAUUUCUUGAGAUCGUGGUAAAUAUGAAAUUUGAUGAGGAGCCCAACUAUUCCAAGCUAAUAUCAUUAUUUGAGGGUUUGCUCGGACCAAAUCCAGCUGGAAGGCCCAUAAAUACUGAGGGUGCUCAAAAGAUUAUCUAUCAAGUUGGCCAAAAACGGGGCAGAUUGAAUGUUGAGGAAGAAGACGAUGGGCAACCCAGGAAGAAGGUUCGUUUAGGAGUUCCUGCUACGCAGUGGAUUUCUGUUUACAAUGCUAGGCUACCAAUGAAGCAGAGGUACCAUUAUAAUGUUGCUGAUGCAAGGUUGGCACAACAUAUCGAGAGAGGAAUGGCUGAUGGCCUGCUUAUUAGUUGUGUGUCAUCUUGUUCUAAUCUUUGGGCGUUAAUUAUGGAUGCUGGAACUGGUUUUACUAGCCAAGUUUAUGAGCUAUCACCUUUCUUCUUACACAAGGAAUGGAUCAUGGAACAGUGGGAGAAGAACUUCUAUAUUAGCUCUAUUGCUGGUGCUAACAACGGAGGCUCUCUUGUAGUGAUGUCCAAAGGCACCCAGUAUACUCAACAGUCUUACAAAGUGAGUGACUCCUUUCCCUUCAAGUGGAUAAAUAAGAAGUGGCGAGAAGGGUUUCAUGUAACCUCAAUGGCAACUGCUGGAAGCCGAUGGGGUGUUGUUAUGUCUCGCAAUGCUGGCUUCAGUGAACAGGUUGUGGAACUGGAUUUUCUCUAUCCAAGUGAGGGUAUCCACAGACGAUGGGAUAGUGGUUAUCGAAUUACGUCAACAGCUGCAACUUGUGAUCAAGCGGCUCUUAUCUUGAGUGUUCCCAGGCGCAAACCUGGUGAUGAAACUCAGGAAACUUUACGUACUUCUCAAUUCCCAAGUACACAUGUUAAGGAAAAAUGGGCGAAAAAUCUGUAUCUUGCCUGUCUAUGCUAUGGGCGAACGGUAUCUUGAAAUCACCUAUUUGAAGGAGCAUGGAGGGGAUUUUGAUGCUUAUAUAAAAAAAGAAAAAGUGGUAGAUCUUGUUGAUCCCAUAUUCUCCUCUAAUUUUGCUGAAGAUGUAAAAAAUGGUAGUAGGUGAUUUAGUUGAGAAUUUUUAUUCACAUGUAAUGUUAUUAUAUAUUAUAUAUAUUUUUAUUCAACAA